This is a messenger RNA of Vigna angularis (adzuki bean), 2958 nucleotides long. RefSeq lists its product as uncharacterized. The transcript has 21 exons. Bases 250 to 2853 code for a protein of 867 amino acids. Gene Ontology annotation, molecular function: metalloexopeptidase activity. Lineage: Eukaryota; Viridiplantae; Streptophyta; Magnoliopsida; Fabales; Fabaceae. The record is from RefSeq and is a predicted model, not a curated record. Gene Ontology annotation, biological process: proteolysis.
AGUGAGUCCAUCGUAAAAUACGAAAUAAAAUUGGUUGGGAAGUUCCCUCUCGCUGUUGGUCUUAGUCUUGGGCGAUUUAUGUCACGCGGACACUGAACCAAAGCAAAACCAUUUCAUCGUUGGAUAAUUUUAUAUAAAUCAUUGUUAUACAUUAAGUUAAAUUUAAUUGAACGCAUACGAACAGAAGCAGACAAGCAAAAACUGUCCACCUUCCAUCUCUUUCGUUCCUCUGAGGAAACGCUGUCUGGCAUGGCGUUCGGGUCUUCCGAGGAUGUCUCCGCUAUCAAAUUAUUGCUCCUUCUGGCGGUCAUGUACGGACUUCUGUCGGCGCUGACCUACUCCGUUGUCCACUUGAAGUUCGUGAAUCCUCUCGGGAACGACGCGCCGCUCGAUCGAUUCUCUGAAGGAAGAACUAUACAACAUGUUCGAAUGUUGUCCCAAGAGAUCGACGGUCGUCAAGAAGGGCGUCCUGGUUUAAAAAAGGCAGCAGAAUAUAUUAAGGGUCAGUUGGAAGUACUAAAGGAGCGAGCUAGCUCCAAUGUCAGAAUUGAGAUUGAGGAGACUACUGUAAGUGGUUCCUUCAAUAUGUUGUUUUUGGGACACAACAUAGCCCUUGGAUACAGAAAUCAUACUAAUAUUAUUAUGAGGAUGUCAUCUAUGGCUUCAAAAGAGACUGAUCCAUCAGUUUUAGUGAAUGGACAUUUUGAUAGUCCCCUUGGUUCCCCUGGUGCUGGUGACUGUGGUUCAUGUGUUGCAUCUAUGCUGGAAAUUGCAAGACUAAUAGUCGACUCUGGUUGGGUUCCCCACCGCCCAGUUAUUUUCCUUUUUAAUGGUGCUGAGGAACUUUUUAUGUUGGGUUCACAUGGGUUCAUGAAGACACAUAAGUGGCGUGACACAAUAGGAGCUUUUAUAAAUGUGGAGGCAUCAGGGACUGGAGGGCCUGAUUUAGUUUGCCAAUCUGGACCAAGUUCUUGGCCUUCUAAUGUCUACGCAGAAGCAGCAAUAUACCCUAUGGCUAAUAGUGCAGCUGCGGAUGUUUUCCCUGUUAUUCCUGGAGAUACUGAUUACCGGAUAUUUUCCCAAGACUAUGGGAAUAUUCCUGGGCUUGACAUUAUAUUUCUCCUUGGUGGAUACUUUUACCAUACCUCAUCUGAUACAGUAGAGAGACUGUUGCCUGGAAGCAUCCAAGCACGUGGAGAAAAUUUGUUUAGCAUAAUCAAGACAUUUACUAAUUCUUCUAAGCUACAAAACACCUAUCAGACAAAUUACAGUGAAGUUACCACGAGCAUAUUCAAUGAUGAGCGGGCUGUAUUCUUUGAUUAUUUCUCAUGGUUUAUGAUAUUUUAUUCCAGAAGAGUGGCUAAAAUUCUUCAUAGUAUUCCUAUCUUCUUCCUUGUUUUUCCCUUUACACAUGGUAGAUCACAUUCUUGGUCAGCAGCCUUGUGUGAUUUUAUAAAAGGUAUUUUUAUCCACACAUUUGGAAUUAUAUUGGCAGUUGUUGUUCCUGUUGUGUUUUCUAUCUUGAGAUUACUGUUGUCUUCUCAGACAAUGAAUUGGUUUGCUAAUCCAUACUUGGCUUUCCUGAUGUUUGUACCCUGUGCACUUACUGGGCUUUUAAUUCCAAGAAUUAUCUGGAGACGCUUUCCACUUUCUCAAGACGUUUCAAUUGUCAAGGCAUCUGAACAGGCACUAUCUGAUGAAGCAAGCUUCUGGGGAGGAUUUGGAUUCUAUGCCAUAUUAACUAUGGCUUAUCUUGUAGCUGGGCUGAGUGGAGGUUUUGUGACAUUUUUUGUGUGCGCUUCCAUGCUUCCUGCGUGGUUAUUUUUUUGCCUGUCAGUCAAAUUCUUUGGACAAAGGUCACUCAGGUCUACAAUGUUUUACAUAUUACCUCUAGUUCCAUGCCUUGCAUAUUCUGUUUAUUUUGGUGGCUUUCUUGUCCAGUUUCUGAUAGAGAAGAUGGGAAUGAUGGGUUCUCUUCCUCUACCAUAUGGGCACUAUGUUCCUGAUAUUAUUGUGGCUGCAUUAAUUGGAAUUGUGACUGGUUGGUGCACAGGCCCUCUAAUGCCCAUAUGUGGGCAUUGGUUAGCCAGGUCAUCCAUCUUGCAAUUUCUGCUUCAUCUUAGUGUGUUUGGUUUAGCUUUAUCAUCUCAGUUUUUUCCUUACACCACGUCUGCACCUAAGAGGAUUGUUUUUCAGCAUACUUUCCACACUGCAGGCUCUAGUCAGAUUCUGGAAUCCACUUAUGAUUUUUCUGUAACUGAUUCCAAUUCUUUACUUUUCCUUUUCAAACACUCACCUGAAGUGGCAAAGGAAUUGAAUGUUACUUCAGAGUUUUCAUUUGAAUCUGCAUCAUUUUCUAAACGCAAUGAUUGGAUGGCAAUUUUUCCAGUUUCUUUUCUCUUUUCAAACAGUCUGAAGUUCCCUGCACAAAAAGAUGAUAUUUUGAAACAGUAUGAGUACUUUCCAGAAUUGUCUAUUCAAAAUUCAUCAUUAAAUUCUGUAAAAGGACCGAGAAGAGUUCACUUGGAGCUUUCUUUAGGCUCCUUGCAAGAGGUCUGGGUUGCGGUUCUCAACAUAACUGGUCCUUUAUCAAGUUGGUCAUUUGCAGAUAAUCUGCUUCCAGGAACUGAAAUCUUUGGUGGUGGUCCACAAUCAUAUAUAUGUCGUCUUAGUGGUCCUAGUGAUGGGAAUUGGACCUUCUGGUUAGAGGCUAAUAGCUCUGAAGCAUUAAGAGUCGACGUUGCAGUUUUAGACCAAAAGUUGGUUGAUCCAAUGAAGAGAUUGAAGGAUCUUUUCCCUGACUGGGUUGAUGUUACGGCCUAUUCAAGUUUUAUGUCUAGCUAUAUCUUAUAAUUCUUAAUAAACAAGUCUUGUAAGGACAAUUUAUUUGUUUUAAUACCGCAUUUGUAUAGACUAGUCAUAGAAAUUGAUAUAAGAACUGAUCAUUUAGUAUGCUAA